AUGGCUGAACACGAAAGAGACAUGUCAAACCACCUGCUGCCCGCCGGAGGCACAGGCAGUCUGAGCGGAUCGAAACGAGUCCGCAGAACAAAAGCAUGUAAGCAGUGUCAUGCUUUGAAAGUGAGAUGUACCCCGUUGGACGAAAGCGAUCCUCACCUGCCCUGUGUCAGAUGCUCCAACGCAGGCAAAGUAUGUGAAAUCGACGUCGACCAGCCUCGCAAACGCCGUCGUCGUGCUGCUGGUAGCGAACUGGUGGCUGAUCUCCAUGAACAAAUUGCUGAGUUGAAGGAGCAGCUCAGACAGCUGAAUGCUCAACUCCAAGCCAAAAACCAGUCCAGCCCUGGUGUGAACCUGACCCCUCGGGUACCUGGGAUCACUGAGACGCCUAGUGAUACAGGGUCGCCUUUUUUUGUGUCGAAGGCCGAUUUGGAACGAGAAAUCUCCUUGCUCACCGAGGGCGGAUCUAACUUGAGCGACAUCACCUCGGUCAUUAAAGAGCGAAGCGCCUACCGCAAAGCUCAUAUAGAGAAAACAAGGGUCAAGGAUGUCGUCACGGCUGGAAUAAUCACCAUGGAAGAAGCCUCGAAGCGUUUGCACAUUUACAAGACAGAAGUGUUCAGAAGACACCCCUUGGUUGAUGUGCCUCAAGAUAAGCUGACCGAGCAGUUGAUUGAGGAAAUGCCUUUUCUUUUUAAUACUGUGGUAUCCAUCGCUUCGCUCGUUAUGAACAAGGACUCCAACACCGAUAUCUGCCUGCAAGUCGAAAUCUUUGCGAUCGAAGCCGUGUGCACCGAAAUCAUGGUGUGGGGCUCUAAGAGUGUUGAGCUCGUCAAGAGUCUCAUUCUUCUCUCAUUAUGGUACAACUCACCGGAGUUUUUCAAGCAGCGCCGUUACCACAUCCUCAACACCGUGUCUGUCAGUCUUUUGCACGACUUGGGUAUUGUCAGCCGACCCUCCUACACCUACCUGACCGAGAACAAGACUAUCGUCAAACAACAAGAGCAGCAUACAGCUAUUGAAUACCGUGCCUUGAUCAUGAUAUUGUACAUCAGCACUGUCAGCAUUUGCUUGAUUCUCCGGCGUAACAUUUAUGUCAAAUGGACGCCUUACGUCAACGAGUGCUGCUUGUGUCUUGAAAAAGAGGACAGCGAUCGCUUCCGGAGCUUGGCCACGUUUCUGAGACUCAAUCAUGAGUUGGAGAGGAUCCAUCACAUCGUUCAUGCUCCCGACUCCGUUGAGAACAAAUCAGCGGUCUCCAAAUAUGUUAUCAAAGAAUUUCAGGGAAUACUCUCGUCACUCAAAGGAAGAAUUCAUCCGGCAAACUACCUUCAGAAGGCCUACUAUCAUUCCAUCGAAGCGUACCUUCACCAACCCGACUUCAACGAAGUUCAGCUUGUUAACACUGAUGGAACCGGCUGUGCUCUGAAGCUUGAUGCUACUACACUCAAGGCCAUCUCUCAGUGUACGGUUUCUUGCCUUUGCGCUUUAGACGAAGUGGCGAAGCUCGAACCAUCUGAUGUUGCUGCUCUACCGUUGGUCUACUCCUCCAGAAUCGUUUACACUGCAGGCAUGUUGAUGAGAAUGAGAUACUUGAUCUUGUCGUUGCCUUCACAUAUCGAAAAGGACUUGGUUCCCCGCUAUGCUAUUCAGUCCAUUCAAAAGCUCAAAAAUCUAAUAUUCGAGACAUCCCAGUCCUAUCCCGCAAACAACUUCCUUCUUAAAAUGAGAUUGAUCUUGCAACUUUUCAUCCAAACCUAUGUCACUCAGGUUCUGGACUUGUUGAAGAGUCAUAGCGAGACACCCAACCAAUUCAAACCGGUUUCAAAAGACAUCAGCAGAAGCGAGCGUAAGCAGAUGGCUCUUUUGGCAACAGACAUGUUUAGCACUGGAGGCGGAAUUAUGACCACUGAAUCGGGAAGAUACAAUGCUCCAGCCAUGCACUUGGAUCUUCUAUCAUACGCUGCUUCAUUUAGGCGAAUGAGUGAAGACGCUGGCAAGGGAGAACCUUUAAAAAAGGAGAACAAUGGAGUCAAUAACGGCACUCAUCCUGUCCAGCUACCGGAGAAUGUCGACAUGUCGGCCGCCAACCAGUAUCCACCACAGAACUUUGCAAAUAGACCGAUGCCGAUGGACCCAGGCAUGAUGACAGGAAGCUCUGCAAACACAGGAAACACACCGCAGUACAACACGCCCAUGCCAAACUACAUGCCACAAGGACAGUAUCGAUAUCAAGACCGUGGCAGUCAGGUACCCUCGGUGUUCGAUAACAAUUCGAUGAUGCAACCGAAUCCGUCUAUGUCUACGCAAGACGAUUCGAUGCAAUUUCAGGGGACUGAUGGACAAGAACUCGACAAAAUGUUGGGCAAGGAGUCUGUCAACAGUAUUAAUGAGGAAUUCUGGCUGUACCUCUUGAGCGCAGAUUCUAACAAACUUCACUUCGCCCAAGACAUGCCUGGCCCCAACGACGAGGUCUUUUUUAUGAACUAA
Messenger RNA from Candidozyma duobushaemuli, 2487 nucleotides. It is a transcript of the gene WAR1, whose product is annotated as War1p. The coding region runs from base 1 to 2487 and encodes 828 amino acids. The transcript has a single exon. Gene Ontology annotation, cellular component: nucleus. The record is from RefSeq and is a predicted model, not a curated record. Gene Ontology annotation, biological process: regulation of DNA-templated transcription. NCBI's taxonomy places the organism in Eukaryota, Fungi, Ascomycota, Pichiomycetes, Serinales, Metschnikowiaceae. Gene Ontology annotation, molecular function: zinc ion binding; DNA-binding transcription factor activity, RNA polymerase II-specific; transcription cis-regulatory region binding.